CACCUAACUUCAUUUCUAAAAAUAUUUCGACUUCGACAUCUCAUCAUUUGAACUGUCGUUGUAGGUGAAAGUUCUCAAAAGUUGCGAUUUUAUUUCGCUAAAAUUUUUUCCAUUUUUCCUUUCGUAUCGUUAGUCAAACUUAGAAGUGGGAAAAAUGAGCGACAGCACCAGCAACAACACGGAAGGCACGUCACCACCCCAACCACAAAGGGGUUUAAAUAUCGAGGCAUUAAAACAGCACGUACUAUCACACAAAAUUGAUGUUGCACUUUGGGCCACACGCAUUUUUACAAUCAUGUUUACGAUGGGUUAUUUUAUUCCUGUUUUUGGGAAUGCACACAGCUCCUACUACAAAGCUCUCUUAUCAAAUGCGGCGACCAGUGCUUUAAGAUUACAUCAAAGAUUGGGACCUGUACAGUUUUCGAGGGUAUUCGCGGCGCAGCUCUUAACAGAGGACAGUUGUCACUAUUUAUUCUAUUCGUUAAUUUUUAUUUACGUCGCUCCGAUCAACAUGGUCAUUCUUCCGGUCGUACUAUUUGCAAUUUUGCACUCCGCGAGUUAUUCAUUAACUCUUUUAGAUAGCCUGGGUCACAACGCGUGGUGGGGUGCACGUCUCCUAAUUUCACUCGUGGAAUUCCAAUCUAGGAACAUUUUACGACUAAUCAGCCUUACGGAAAUUAUAUUAAUGCCUUUUUGUGUCUUCCUUGUCUUGUCAGGAAAAGUGGGACUGCUAACACCGUUCAUUUACUACCACUUCCUGGUCCAACGUUACGCUUCCCGGCGUAACCCGUACACGCGAAACAUGUUCCACGAACUAAGAAUAUUGUUAGAGUCGACAGCCGCCAAACCCAGUAUGCCCGGCAUCCUUCGUCAAAUUCUACUGGGCGUUGUCGCCUUCGCGACAAAAUUGGCGCCACCGCAAAUGCCAGCGCAACCGUCGCCGACGGCGACGCAGUAAAUACUUGUUAAUAAAUAUAUAGAACACAUUCCUUUAGUUUCUGUUAUUGGUGACUAUUUUCGGUGUUUGUUAACUUGAUCUUUUUU
Messenger RNA from Photinus pyralis (common eastern firefly), 1044 nucleotides. RefSeq names its product Krueppel homolog 2-like. Bases 155 to 958 code for a protein of 267 amino acids. Gene Ontology annotation, biological process: membrane organization; endoplasmic reticulum tubular network organization. Lineage: Eukaryota; Metazoa; Arthropoda; Insecta; Coleoptera; Lampyridae. The record is from RefSeq and is a predicted model, not a curated record. The transcript has 5 exons. Gene Ontology annotation, cellular component: membrane; endoplasmic reticulum.